UCCACCGGAAUAAGAAGAGCUACGUGACUUUGCGACGAAUGCUAUCUGCAGUGCUCUGCAACCUAUAAGUGGAUGCAGUUUCUGCGUUAAAUUUUGGAUGUCCUUGAUUACCGGCGUGAGUAAUCUGCACUUACAGAUAGACGUUCACGCGUAGCUGCUCUCGAGAUCUUGAAAGGGACCGGUCACGGUAUGGCCACUUCUAGUUGUCACGCUGCAGAAGAUCGCGGAGGGAGUCAACUGUAACGCAUAAAUUGAGGGUUGCUUGUUUUUGGGGGCGAAGGUGGCGAAAAAAAACACUGUUGAGUUCAUUGACUAGAGAGCUAAGUAGCGGUUGUGUCGUCUUCGUCGGUGGCUGUGGAUUUAUCUAAAUUCUGACCGAGCGAUCUUCGGAUAGGUACAUGUUGCGUUGUCAUUGAAUUUCACGUUAUCUAGGUGAGUGCAGUGUUGUGAAAAAUUUAUGUGUAAUCGCUACAGCUCGUCGACGGUUGAUGAUUAGCGAGCUGGUGUCACUGCGGAAGAUUAGUUUUGCACGAGACGUCGACGGGAUCGGAUUUCGGAAUGCUGUUAGUGCUAAGUGUAUUCGUCGUUAUACUCUGUUGUGUGCUUUUCGUGAGCCAUCGACGGAAGUACAAAUUCGCGGAUGCUGUGCCAAGCUUGCAACCGGUGUACCCUUUGCUGGGAAAUGCGGACAUUAUGUGGAAAAGUGAUACCGAGAGGUUCGAAACUAUCGUGAAGAUAUUUAGUGAGCAUGAUCGGAUGGUGAAGGUUUGGGCAGGGCCGCAGAUGUUGCUCUUUACGUGCCAUCCAGAUCUGGUGCAGCAGAUUCUGUCCAGUAGUGAUUGCUUGGAGAAGCCGUUCCUGUACAGCUUUGCCGGGUUCGAGAGAGGACUCUUUACAUCGAAAUACAAACUAUGGCGCAGUAUGCGCAAGCGGCUCAACUCCAGCUUCAACCUGCGCAUUCUGCACGGGUUCAUUCCCGUGUUUGUGCAAUGCGCCCGCAAAAUGGUGGAGGACCUGAACGAAAACCCGGAUGGAACUGUGGUCAGUAUGCACAAAUUCACCUCGGUUUGCACGCUGGAGAUGGCUUGUGGAACGACUCUGGGCAGCGACAUAACCCGGCGGGAAGGGAAAGAGGAAUUCGUGCACGGUUUGGACAUCGCAUUUGGCGAAGCGGCCAGAAGAAUGGUGAGCGUUCAUCUCUAUCCGAACAUCGUGUACCACCUGACCAAAUACCAUAGAGAGCUUGUGCAAGCCCGAGGAGUCGUGUGCGACUUUUUUAGCAGGCUUGUAACCGAGAGACGAAAUACAAUGAGUUUGAAUUGUAACAAAAAAAGCAACGAAGAGGAGUUGGAUUUCGAUCGCAAACCGAAGAUUCUGAUCGACCAAUUGCUGAGCGUUAAUCGGGAUGGCAAAUCCUUCAGUGAUACCGAAAUCGAGGAUAACAUCUACGCGGUUAUCACCGGGGCUAAUGACACAUCCGGACUCCUGAUUGCCCACGCCUGUUUGUUCCUGUGCUUCUACAAGGACAUCGAGGAGAAGCUGUUCACCGAAAUCAUGGAGUUCAUGCCGAACGAAGAGUUCGAAAUCAACCCGGAAAGUCUUAAACAGCUGAGCUACUUGGAGAAAUUCCUGAAGGAGUGCCUUCGCCAUUGUCCCGUGGCGCCGAACAUUUCCCGCGAGAACAUGUCCGAGAUAGAAAUCGAUGGCAUGAAGGUACCCCCAGGGAACAUAUUCAUCAUGAACUUCUACGCCUUGCACCGGCGGAAGGACAUCUGGGGCCCGGACGCGGACAAAUUCGAUCCGGAACAGUUUUCGGAAGAGCGAUCGCGAAAUCGUCAUCCAUUUGCGUAUCUGCCCUUCAGCGGAGGGAAUCGGAUUUGCAUCGGAUGGCGCUACGCGAUGUUCAGCAUGAAGGUUAUGCUGAUCUACCUGAUUCGGAACUUCCAGUUCGAGACGGAGAUUCGGCCGGAGCAGGUCCGCUACCGGCAUGAUCUGACCAUGAAGCUCCCGUUCGAGCACAUGAUUAAGGUGACCAGGAGGAAGCUAGAGGGUUCGACGGUUAUGAGUGAUAUUUUGAAACACCCCGAGCUGGUGCCGAAGGAGGGUAGGGAAUAGGUUUCAAUGUGGGUUUCGUGGAUGCUUCUAUUUUGUACAUAGAAUAUUACGUUUAAGUAGUAAAUUUAUUACGAAAACAUGAA
This is a messenger RNA of Aedes aegypti (yellow fever mosquito), 2198 nucleotides long. Its product is annotated as cytochrome P450 4c21. The record is from RefSeq and is a predicted model, not a curated record. Gene Ontology annotation, molecular function: heme binding; monooxygenase activity; iron ion binding. The transcript is spliced from 6 exons. Lineage: Eukaryota; Metazoa; Arthropoda; Insecta; Diptera; Culicidae. The coding region runs from base 559 to 2115 and encodes 518 amino acids.